AUGAGUUUCUACAAUAUGAUCCCUCUGUUAGUGUUUACCCUACUUCAAAUCACCAUUGCAAUUUCAUAUCCUGCAGAAUCCCAAACCUACAUCAUUCACAUGGAUCAUUCUCAAAAACCUUCGUCUUUUUUAACCCACGAAGCAUGGCACAGGUCUAUCUUGACUUCGUUAAUGUCAUCUUCAUCUCUGGCAGAUCAAGGGAACGAAAUGUUGUUGUACUCAUACAACAAUGUCAUGCAUGGUUUCAGUGCCAGGCUCACAGCCUCUCAACUUUCCGAACUGGAGGAAUCUCCAGCUCAUGUUGUCACGCAUCCGGAGACUUUUGGCAAGCUCUUGACAACACACAGUUCCAAGUUUCUAGGACUGAGACAAAACUCAGGCUUAUUACUUGCUUCCUCAUCUGGCCAAGAUGUGAUCAUAGGCAUCAUAGAUACCGGAAUAUGGCCAGAGAGCAAGAGUUUUGGCGAUCAGGGAAUGCCUGAAGUGCCGAAAAGAUGGAAAGGCACAUGCGAGAAUGGAACAGAAUUCACCCCAUCUCUCUGCAACAACAAGCUCAUUGGGGCUCGAUCCUUUAGCAGAGGCCUUAAAGCAGCAGGACAAAGAAUCUCCACAAAGUAUGACUUUGAUUCUCCACGAGACUGGUUUAGUCAUGGUACUCACACUUCAUCAACAGCUGCAGGUAAUCAUGUGCCCGGCGCAAGUCAUUUCGGAUAUGCAAAAGGCACGGCAAGAGGGGUGGCGCCACGAGCACAUGUCGCCAUGUACAAGGUUGGCUGGAACAACUCAGACUUUUAUGCUAGUGAUUUUCUUGCAGGCAUGGAUCAGGCAAUUUCUGAUGGUGUUGACAUAAUGUCACUGUCUGUUUCCUAUGACGUCGUUCCUUAUUUCAAGGAUCCCAUUGCCAUUGCUUCUCUUUCUGCAAUUGAAAGUGGCAUUGUUGUUGUCUGCGCCGCUGGAAAUACGUGGGGUGCUCCGAACUCGAUAAACAAUGGAGCACCAUGGAUCACAACAGUAGGGGCCGGAACUCUUGACCGGACCUUCACUGCAACACUGACUCUGGAGAAUGGUCUAAUAGUUGAAGGAACAUCAUACUUCCCGGAAAGUGUUUACAUUACUGAUGUGCCAUUCUACUAUGGCAAAGACAAUGCGGCCAAAGCAAAAUGCUACGAUGGGGCACUGGAUCACAAAGAAGUGGCAGGAAAGGUAGUCCUUUGUGAUAAUACCAUCGAGGGUCCUGAUAGUAGUAGCAGGGUCAUAUUUCAAAUUGCGGAGGUGGAGAGGGCAGGUGGCCAUGCCGGAAUUUUCAUGUCCAACCACUCAUUUUUUGAGCCAGAAUUCUUCACCAUUCCUGCUAUAAUUGUUCCAAUUGCUACAGGGGCCUUGAUUAGAGAAUAUGAAACGCAGGUCCAUACAGCUAGAGUAAAGACCCUGAGUUUUGUGCACACAAACUUGGGUACCAAACCCUCACCAGAAGUAGCGGAGUUCUCUUCAAAAGGACCAGACCCGAUCACUCCGGGUAUUCUAAAACCAGACAUUCUUGCUCCAGGAGUCAAUGUGCUUGCUGCAGUUAUACCAAACAAGCGAUGCAUGACAGUAAACAAUUAUGAUUUUGUGACAGAUUAUGCACUAGACUCAGGAACAUCAAUGGCGACACCCCAUGUCGCCGGAGUGGCAGCUCUGCUUAAGGCUGUUCACCGAGAAUGGAGUCCAGCAGCCAUCCGAUCGGCCAUCAUGACCACCGCAUACUCAACUGACAAUUCUCACACCAGCAUACUAUACCAAUUGUCUGGUCUUCCUGCCACACCUUUAGAUUUUGGUGCAGGUCACAUCAACCCCAAUAUGGCCAUGAAUCCCGGACUAGUCUACGACAUGGAUGUGCAGGACUACAUUGAGUUUCUGUGUACUCAGGGGUACAAUGAUAAGCAGAUGAGAGCAGUUACUAGAAGAAGCCAAUGGAGUUGUAGACAGUCCCCUGUUGAACUAAACUAUCCUUCAUUCAUGGCCAUCUUCAACAAAACAGACAUUCUGAGGACCAAAAACUUUAGCAGAAUUCUGACAAACGUUGGGGAGGACACAUCAGUUUACCGAGCAAUUCUGCAAGUUCCUACUGGAAUGAGGAUAACAGUAGAGCCUAGUACUCUUACAUUCACCCAAAAGAAUCAGCAGCAGUGUUUUGUUAUGAAUGUAGAGAUUGAUAGGAAUGCUUCAGAUGUCAUCUAUGGUUAUCUCAGAUGGGUUGAUGACCAUGAUCACAUGGUAUCAAGCCCUGUAGUGGCCAUGAAUAACUAG
This is a messenger RNA of Argentina anserina (silverweed cinquefoil), 2289 nucleotides long. Its product is annotated as subtilisin-like protease SBT3. NCBI's taxonomy places the organism in Eukaryota, Viridiplantae, Streptophyta, Magnoliopsida, Rosales, Rosaceae. Gene Ontology annotation, biological process: proteolysis. The record is from RefSeq and is a predicted model, not a curated record. The transcript has a single exon. Bases 1 to 2289 code for a protein of 762 amino acids. Gene Ontology annotation, molecular function: serine-type endopeptidase activity.